GUUAUAGUUAAUAUUAAGAGAUUUGUGUAAACCUUAUUCCUUGCUUCAUGCAAGACAAAUCGAACAAUAAACAUAGCUCAUGAAAAUGUACUACGUGCAGUAAAACAACCCUGUUUUGACCGUAUAUGACAAAUGUCAAUUUUGGCACAUUAUAUUUGCUUCGGUUGUCGUCGCUUCAGCAAGUAAAGAUUUGGAAUUGGCAUACGAAAGUUAAUAAAAAAAAAUUUGUUGAGAUGACUACUAGUAGCGAGGAUGUGCUAUUGCAAAUGGGGGAAGUACGUUAUAAAAAAGGCGAUGGGACAUUAUAUGUCAUGAAUGAGCGGCUUGCUUGGAUGGCAGAAAAUCGUGAUACGGUUGCAGUCUCGCAUCGGUUUGCUGAUAUUAAGAUGCAAAAAAUAUCACCUGAGGGUAAGCCAAAAGUUCAACUCCAAGUGGUAUUGCACGAUGGCAAUAGUUCAACAUUUCAUUUUGUGAAUCGUAAUGGUCAGCAGGAAAUGCUUAAAGAUCGUGAUAAAGUCAAAGAGUUAUUACAGCAACUACUACCAAAUUUCAAACGCAAGGUCGAUAAAGAACUCGAAGAAAAGAAUCGUAUAUUGUCUGAAAAUCCAAAACUCUUACAACUUUAUAAAGAUUUAGUUAUAUCAAAGGUUGUAACUAGUGAGGAAUUUUGGGCAAAUCAUGCAAAGGAUUUGGAAAAGAAAACAGUGACUGUAAAACAAGAUAUAGGUGUAUCUGGAGCAUUUCUUGUCGAUAUUAAACCUCAAACUGAUGGCUGUAAUGGACUUAAAUACAAUUUAACUGCCGAUAUUAUACAAAGCAUUUUCAAAACAUAUCCAGCUGUUAAAAAGAAACAUCAAGAGAAUGUGCCUUCAAAACUAAGCGAACCUGAAUUUUGGACAAAAUUCUUUCAAUCGCACUAUUUUCAUCGUGAUCGUAUAACUGCCGGCACAAAAGAUAUAUUUAGCGAAUGUGGUAAAAUUGAUGAUCAAAUGCUUAAAAGUGCUAUUCAACGUGGACCGGAAAAUCCUUUCUUAGAUUUAAAAAAAUUCGAAGAUGUACCAUUGGAAGAAGGUUUUGGUAGUGCUUCGGUAAAUAGCAGUAACAGUAGUAACAAUAUUGUACAUCAAAAUAUGAUCAAACGUUUCAAUCAACAUUCAAUCAUGGUACUGAAAACAUGCACUGAUACAAACGGUCCCAGUACAAGUACUGCCAGCAUAAAUAGUGCCAGUACAAGUAGUGCAGCUGCAUUAGAAGGUGUAUCAAAUGGCAUUAAUGGAGGUACUCACAAGUCUAAACAUAAGAAAGGUAAUGAAAUUAUACUUAACGGCCACCGGGAAUCGGAAAACACUACUGAAGAUGUACUCUCUAAGCGCAAACGAGUUUUAGAAAAAAUCAAUUAUGAUGAUUUAGGUGUACCGGAAAUUGCCGUAGAUGGUCAAGUCAGUGCAAAAAAUGAUGCAUUUAUUAAUUUUUCGAAUGUGGAACGUUACUUACAUGGUUUAGUACCAAAUAAUAGUCAACAAUCGUAUGAUGACCCACGUCGCUUAGAAGAAGUUCAAUAUAGCCUUAAACGCGUGGCAUCUACUUUUAUUGCACAUCGCAGUAGGUCUCUGAUGUCCCCAACUGCUGCGAUUAAUGCUUUAGGUGAACUUAGUCCUGGUGGAGCAAUAAUGCGUGCUUUUCAGGAUCAAUCAGUCGGUCAAUUAGUGCCACCAGAUUUCGAAAGAGAUUUACGUAAUAUUUACUUGUCUUUCCAAGAAUUACUAAGAUUUUUUUGGUCUAAUUUCCCACCAAACUCUAUCGAACAAGAAGAAGCUGUAGUACAGCAUCAUGAAGCGUUGCAACGUUUCAAACAGGCGAAAUUAGUGCCAUUUGAGAAUCGAGCAAUACGUGCAUUGUCGCCACUGGGUUCCUCUAUUACACAACAUAUAAACGUUAUGCUGAAAUCCGUCAAUACAAAAUUUGCUGCUUGGCAAGGACGUAAAAUACGAAAAUAUCGGUAACAAUAUGUACCACGUCAGCGUUUCUAUAUUGUUACUGGUUUCCGCUUAUAUAUCACUCAUAAUUUGAGAAAUAAACAUUCAUUAUUAAUUUAAGAUCAUAACUUUAAAAUAUCAUAAAAGUUAAUUUAAAUAAUCAAAAAAGUAUUCCUAU
Molecule: messenger RNA, 2154 nt
Organism: Teleopsis dalmanni
Lineage: Eukaryota; Metazoa; Arthropoda; Insecta; Diptera; Diopsidae
Product: general transcription factor IIH subunit 1-like
Exons: 7
Coding region: 126-2003 (625 amino acids)
Biological process (GO): transcription by RNA polymerase I; nucleotide-excision repair; transcription by RNA polymerase II
Cellular component (GO): transcription factor TFIIH holo complex; transcription factor TFIIH core complex
Source: RefSeq, a predicted model, not a curated record